This is a messenger RNA of Cladophialophora immunda, 1039 nucleotides long. RefSeq lists its product as uncharacterized. Gene Ontology annotation, biological process: S-methylmethionine cycle. Lineage: Eukaryota; Fungi; Ascomycota; Eurotiomycetes; Chaetothyriales; Herpotrichiellaceae. Gene Ontology annotation, molecular function: S-adenosylmethionine-homocysteine S-methyltransferase activity. The transcript has a single exon. The coding region runs from base 44 to 1039 and encodes 331 amino acids. The record is from RefSeq and is a predicted model, not a curated record.
CCUUGCCAUUCCUCCUACAAGAAUUCUUGUCCAUCCAACCAAUAUGACAAACCCGCUAUUGCACAAGCCGAUCCUUCUGCUGGAUGGCGGACUAGGCACAACGCUUGAGGACGAGCACGGUAUAAGAUUCUCGUCUGCAACACCACUAUGGUCAUCGCACCUUCUGAUCGACAACGUGGGGGCCCUCAGAACGGUCCAGCGCGAUUUUGCAGAAGCAGGAGCAGACAUUAUUCUUACUGCCACCUAUCAGGCGAGCUUCCACGGCUUCAAGAAUACUCGAAUUACAAAAGAGGACGGUAUUGAUCGAGAAGAAGCAAGGAGAUAUAUGUUCUCUGCAGUGAGAAUUGCUCGAGAAGCCUUCAAUGGACAACCGGGCCUGGUGGCUCUGAGCUUGGGUGCAUACGGUGCGACCAUGGUUCCUAGUACUGAAUAUACUGGACAAUACGGUGACAUGACUGAAGACGACCUCCUCUGCUUCCACGUCGACAGGAUCUUGUGCUUUGUGGAUAGUGCAGAGUGGGAGGAUAUUGAUUUGAUCGCAACCGAGACUCUGCCGAGAAUCGACGAAGUAAGAGCAGCAAGGAGAAUGAUGAAAAAAGUGCACGACAAGCCCUAUUGGAUAUCCUGUGUCUUCCCAAAUAGCCGCGAGGAAUUGCCUGACGGUACAGGCGUGGAAGAAUUGGUCAAGACGAUGCUGGAGGGGGAGCGAACCCCGUACGCAAUUGGUAUUAAUUGUACAAAGGUCCAUAAGAUUGCCAGCUUGAUCAAGAGAUUCGAAGAUGCUGCAAAUGUGCAUGCUCUAGAGCUUCCGAGACUGGUCAUCUAUCCAGACGGUGCUGGCGGGAAGGUGUACGACACCAAAUUGCAGAAAUGGAUAGGCGAUGACGAGGGCCAAUUGCCGUGGGAUCAGCAAGUGUACAGUAUUAUCGAGGAGGUGGCAGAGAGAGCUAAAUGGAAAGGGGUCAUUGUGGGUGGAUGUUGCAAGACCAGACCGGACCAUAUCAAGAAGUUGGCUGCGAGACUGCGCGAGUUGAGAUAG